Leucoraja erinaceus (little skate) is the source of this 3675-nucleotide messenger RNA. RefSeq names its product transcriptional activator protein Pur-beta-like. The transcript is spliced from 3 exons. Gene Ontology annotation, cellular component: nucleus. Gene Ontology annotation, biological process: regulation of transcription by RNA polymerase II. The record is from RefSeq and is a predicted model, not a curated record. Lineage: Eukaryota; Metazoa; Chordata; Chondrichthyes; Rajiformes; Rajidae. Gene Ontology annotation, molecular function: DNA-binding transcription factor activity, RNA polymerase II-specific; RNA polymerase II transcription regulatory region sequence-specific DNA binding; purine-rich negative regulatory element binding. The coding region runs from base 184 to 1362 and encodes 392 amino acids.
CGACUGCCCCUCCCCGUCCAGCGUUCACGCUGAGUGCGAGCAUGCGCACUGACUCCCUCUCUCCCAAUCUCCCAGCGCGAGAGGAAGCGGCGGCUCGGCGCGCUGGAGCUGCGCGGUUUAACCAGGCCGCGGGGACAGGCAGACCGACAAGGCCGGGAAUAUACUCUCAUCCCGCCUCCUUUAAUGGCGGACAAAGACGGUGACCGUGACAGAGGAGCGCCGGCUGACACCACCGUGCGCCCGGGCUCUCCGUUACCGGCAGCGCAGCCGCUGCCCGAAGAAGAAGAGGAAGAGGAGGUGGAAGAGGAGACGACGACAACAACCAUCACUACCACCACGGCGGCAGCGGCUGCGGAGGACGAAGAGGCCGACGAUGGUGCCGAGCCGGGAAAUGGUGAGGCCGCCGCCACCGGCCCUCCACCGUCGCUGCUGCUGCAGACCCAGGAGUUGGCCUCCAAGCGGGUGGACAUCCAGAACAAGCGCUUCUACCUGGACGUCAAGCAAAACGCUAAGGGGCGCUUCCUGAAGAUCGCCGAGGUGGGCACAGCGGGCCGCAAGAGCCGCCUCACCGUCUCAAUGCCGCUGGCGGCCGAGAUGCGCGAUCGCCUGGGCGACUUCAUCGAGCACUACGCGCAGCUGGGGCCUGGGGGUGGCGGCAUCGGCGACGCCAGCUCCCGCAGGCCGCCGCAGCAGCAGCAACAGCACCACCAUCAGCCCACGCCGGCCCCGACCUCCCAGCCGCAGGCCCCGCUGCAGUCUCGGGCCCAGGAGGGGCAGGGCGAAGCGCCUCCGCCGCAGCGGGUGCUGAAGAGCGAGUACUUGGUGAGGGAGAACCGCAAGUAUUACCUGGAUCUGAAAGAGAAUCAACGCGGGCGUUUCCUGCGCAUCCGCCAGACCAUGAGCCGAGGCCCGGGCUGGGGCUACUCGGGCCAGGGACAGACCAUCGCCCUGCCCGCUCAAGGCCUCAUCGAGUUUAGGGACGCUCUGGCCAGGUUGAUCGAAGAUUACGGUGUUGGCGGCGGGCCAGGCCCAGGAGGAGGAGGCGGCGGCCUCCUGGGCGAUGGCGCCUCGGCUCUUGUGCCGCCCGAGCUGCCCGAGGGCACCUCGGUACCCGUCGACAACAAGAGGUUCUUCUUCGACGUCGGUUCCAACCGCUAUGGGGUGUUCUUGAGGGUGAGCGAAGUGAAACCGGCUUACCGCCACUCCAUCACAGUCCCCAGCAAAGCCUGGGAGCGAUUCGGCGACAACUUCAUCCGAUACGCCGAGGAGAUGAGGGCAAUCCAAGAGAAGCGCAGGGACAGGAGGGCCGAGAUGUCCAGGGAGACCGUAGCAAACAGUGAAGAGGAAGAAGAAGGAGAUUGACAUCCAUACAGCCUACCAACAGAAAUAAGACUGACUUCUCGUAAAACCUUCAUGGAAAAUAUGUGCAUCAAUUCUCUACGUGAACAGUUACAGCCUGCCUGCUGCUUUACUGAUGCCAAAACGUAUUUUAACCAUCACCAAUCAAGUUAAGUAUUUAAUGUUUGCUAAUAUGCAGCAUUUGAAUACUUUUAUUUCAGCACCUCAAAUUAUUAACUUAAUGUGGCCAGUAAGAGGCCUGAACCAACAAUAUUUCAUCCUGAUUUUACAUUGUUCUAAGUACUCUCCCCUUCACACAAUGUUUGCGAAAUAUGAUCAUCACAAAAUAUUUUUCUAUCGUUCGCAAAUAUUUAAAAAAUGUAAUAUUUCCAAAGUUGGUAUUUACGUCAAAACAUUCCGGCACUUGAAAUAUUGAAACCUAGUUGAUUGGCCUAUGAUUUAUAACUUUAAUGUUACUCAAAAUUAAAACCAAUUGAGAUUAAGUUGUAAAACGAAUUCUGUAUUUGAAUUCCCAAGUAGAUCAUGCUGAGGGAAAGUGAGUAGAUGUAUUUUUUUAAUAAUGGAUGAAUACUUCAGACCAAUCUGCAUACUAAAUUCCCUCUCAAAUGACUGCUUGUUUUGGGGUUUUUUCAGAAAAUUGUAAUCCUAUUUCUAACUGCCCAUUGCUAGGGUUAUUAUCAUAGCAUUUAAUGCAGUAAUAUGGUAUCAACAAAAAGUCUUGCAUUUCAAAUUUUAUGCCCUAACUAAAUUGCACUAAUUGUGUAUCUUCCAAGCGUGUGCGUGUGGGUGUGUGUGUUAUGCGUGUGAGAGAGAGAGGUUUGUACACUUGAAAAAGCUCUUACUGGUCACUGUGCAAAUAAGUCCCAAGCACUUUAUAUUGUCGUCUCAAUACUUUAAAUCCUUGCUUUGGUAAACUCUUAAAAACAUUUGGCUUUAAUGCUAUUUUUUUUAAUUCUUCAAAAAAUUAAAUUCUCAGGUAAAAGAAAUCCUUUAUUCACUUCUAAAAAUCAUCUAAUUAAUUAUGUCAGUUAAAAUUUACAAAACAUUAGAUUUAAUCAUCGGUCUAUUUAAUUAGCUUUUGUCUUUUUAUUGCCCUUUCAUUCAUAAUUAAUAGUGCACAUCAGUUCACUUGUAAUGUGAAACUCAGUAAUAUCUAAAUGUAUCGUACAUAAACUGUUAUUCCAUGUAUUACUAUUAAAACUAUUACUUUUAUGUGGGAUUCCUUGCAACACAAACGUACAAUAGCAUUAUGUCCGUAUUUUGUUUACACCAACCUUCUAUUAUUAUAGUACCUAAACACACAAUGUAUUCAGAAAAAUGUAAGUGCUUUUUAGCAGAAUUUAUUGUUGUAUUUGCGAAGUUUUAGUCUAUUUGUUUCAUGUUCAACAAAUGAUGUGUUGAAACUCAGAAAAUCUGCCUUUUAAUUGAUGUCUGAUAGCAUGAUAUGUCAGAGGAAAACAGGUAGGGCUUGAUGCUGAUUUUCUUUUUCCCCUCUGAGACAUGGGAGCGAUUGAAAUCCUUGCAGUCGCAAGUUCUGCUAAUAAAAAAUAAAGGGAUUAGACUAUUGCUGUGCAUUUUCAAACCUUGACUAUGUGUUUAUUUUACUACAGGAUGUGAACCUACAUUGGUUGAGCAUCAAGCCCUUGUGAAGGAAGAGAUCAUUUUUCGAGGAGAAACAAAUGCUAUUUGAAAUGAUAGUCGGGUAGGGUUUAAUUGUCAUCGGUAAGUUUUAGGCCUAAAAAACACACACACACACAAAAAAAAAUUGGUUCUAGUUUUAAGCAAAGUACAAUUUCAGUUAGGUCCAUAAGUUUGGGUCCUUUCUAUUUCUUGUAUAUGAUUGCUGAAGUGCAGCAUUUCCUCUCAAUAGUGCUUCUGUAGAUCCCAGCUAUGCAUACCUGCUAAUAAAUCGCAAGAGUUUAAAAUCUGUGGUGUUUGUUCUAUAAACUACUCAUAAAUUAAAUUGCGCAUGUUUUUGAAAAUGAUCUUUGCUGUAUGUUCAUUUCUAGCAGUCAGGCACUCCAUGAAGCAAAAUUAUUUUAUUAAAUUUUAAGAAAAUAUUUUUAUAUGAAAAAUGAUCUCUUCCCCUGAAGUCUUCAAAUUCAAAUGGUAUAUCACUAUGAAAUAUGUAUUUAUUAUAUAUGUAAUAACAUUGCUUAACUGUAUUUAUAAUUUGAGGUCUAGUGCAGCUGAUAUGUUUGUAAUGCAUUUGAUACUGUAUGUAAAAUAAACAAUUAAAAUGGUAGUAUUGUGAAACAAGUGGCCAGUUAUGUUUGACUCUUAAGUUUGGAUUAAAAUGGCAUUUUUUCUCAAAAA